Lolium rigidum is the source of this 2087-nucleotide messenger RNA. RefSeq names its product multicopper oxidase LPR1 homolog 2-like. The record is from RefSeq and is a predicted model, not a curated record. Gene Ontology annotation, molecular function: copper ion binding; oxidoreductase activity. NCBI's taxonomy places the organism in Eukaryota, Viridiplantae, Streptophyta, Magnoliopsida, Poales, Poaceae. The transcript is spliced from 4 exons. The coding region runs from base 111 to 1886 and encodes 591 amino acids.
CUAGGGGACAAACACAAGGCCGAGAGGCGGAGCUGUCAAGUGUCCACUGUCCCUGUCCUCCAUCUCUCGCCGGAGAAACCCAAGGCUAGUCACGUUCGGCGCCCGUGGCAAUGGAGAUGAUGAGGUUUCUCGGCGCGUGCUUGCUCGUGUUCCAGGCGGCGGCGGUGCUCGCCGACGACGGUGACAAGCAGGGCGCCGGCCUGCUGGACGCGGGGAGGCUGGAGAAGUUCGUGGACGAGCUGCCGGACAUGCCGGUGCUGCGCGGCUACGGCGUUGGGGAGGGCGGCGUGCUCGUCGCCGGCGAGCUCACCGUCGGCAUGUACGACACCACGUGGAAAUUCCACCGCGAUCUUCCGGCGACGCGGGUGUUCGCCUUUGGCACAAGCAAGGAGACGGCCACCGUGCCAGGUCCGACCAUCUUCGCCACCCGCGGCGUCCCGACGCACAUCAGCUGGACCAACCACCUCCCGCCGCGCCACUUCCUGCCGUGGGACCGCUCCCUCGCCACGGCCCGCCCACGCACCGGCGUCCCCACCGUCGUCCACCUCCACGGCGGCGUGCAGCAGUCCACCUCCGACGGCCACUCCAUGGCCUGGUUCACCUCGGGCUUCUCCUCCACCGGGCCCCACUUCUCGUCCCCGUCUUACUCGUAUCCGAACCAGCAGCCGCCCGGCAACCUCUGGUACCACGACCACGCCAUGGGCCUCACCCGCGUCAACAUCCUCGCCGGCCUCCUCGGCGCCUACCGCGUCUCCGACCCGGCCGCCGAGGCCAGGCUCGGCAUACCGACGGGUGGCGGGGAGUUCGACCGGAACCUCGUGCUGUUCGACCGCGACUUCACGAGGGACGGAGCCUUGUUCAUGAAUGCUACUGGGAACAACCCGACGGUGCACCCGCAGUGGCAGCCGGAGUACUUUGGGUCCGUCGUGGUGGUUAACGGCAAGGCGUGGCCGUUCCUCCGCGUCAGGCGGCGGCGGUACCGGUUCCGCAUCCUCAACGCCAGCAACGCGCGCUUCUUUAAGCUCUCGCUCUCCGGCGGCCUCCGGUUCGUGCACGUGGGGUCGGACUCCGUGUACCUCGCGAAGCCGGUGGUUACCGACGAGUUCCUGCUCGCGCCGUCGGAGAUGGCCGACGUCAUCGUCGACUUUGCCCAGACGGCGAAAACAGCCGAAGCGGUGGUGCUGCGGUCCGACGCGCCGGCGCCGUACCCCGGCGACCCGGGCGAGAAGGCGGACACGGUGGCGGUGAUGAAGUUUGUUGUGGCGAGGAAGCCGGAGCACGACUCGUCCGCCGUGCCCGCGGCGCUGAUGACGCGGUACCCCAAACCGGACGUGCGGGAGGCGGUGCGGACGCGGCGGAUCGCCAUGUACGAGUACACCAAGAACGGCACGGACGAGCCGACGCACCUGUACCUGAACGGGCGGGCGUACACGGACCCGGUGACGGAGACGCCGCGGGAGGGGACCUCGGAGCUGUGGGAGGUGAUCAACCUCACCGACGACAACCACCCGCUGCACGUGCACCUGGCGGUGUUCGCGGCGCUGGAGCAGCGGUCGCUGCGAAGCGUCGACGAGUUCAGGGAGUGCAUGCAGGGGAGUGCAAGCGGAGGCGCCGGCGGCCGGAACGACGCGGAGGCGUGCGGGUUGCGGAGGCACCUCGCCGGGGGGAGGAGGCACGCCGUGCCGAGGCAGGAGCGCGGAUGGAAGAACGUGUUCAAGGUGCGGCCCAGCACGGUGACGACGCUGCUCGUGAGGUUCAGGCCGCUGGAGGAGGGCAGUGGCCGCUUCCCGUUCGACGUCACCGCCGGCCCGGGCUACGUCUACCAUUGCCAUAUUCUGGACCAUGAAGACAACGAGAUGAUGAGGCCGAUGAGGAUUGUGCGUUAGCUCCAUCAAAGUGUGUGUGAAGUAGACUUUAAUUGUGGCUUGCCAGGAUAUUCCAUAGAAAAGUUCAUCCCUUGCUUGAAGUACCUUAACUUUACUAAUAAUCAGUAACAAGGCAGUAGGUUAUGAAUAUUUGUCAGGUAAUAAGUCGCUCUGAUCUUCCAGCUGGUGUAGCAUUUCACUGCUGCAAGGCCUUUCAGUGUC